AUGAUUACCAACCCAGGCCCACUGCGCGUCACCUACUCGCCCGACUACCUCGACUGGCUGUACCGCGCAUACCGGGCGAAGCUGAAGUACGCUGAUGAGCGCAAGAAGGCGGAGGAGGUGUUCAACGGUCUUCUACUGACGAGCCAGACUGAUGUGCAGGGGUCUGCCGCUGCCGCUACGCUACCUGGUGCCCCACCGCCGGGACAGACGCUGCGUCCCCGCCACUCUGUGCGGCGGCAGGCAGGCGAGGCUCGACGGGCGGCUGCCCAGGCCAAGCUCGACGCUCUUGCGCAGCAGCAAGGUAUGCUGGACCUCUUUGAGCGGCAGCCGCAGUUUCCUGCGAUUCACAUUGAUAAGGCCGCUCGCUGCCACGUGGUGGAGCUCUUUAAGGAGAUGGUGCUCGACCGUGCCUGGAAGCCAGAGGAGGUGUGGGACAAGGCGCUCUUGUACCGCGCAAUUCUAGCGGAGCGUCAGGCGUCCUACCCCGCUUCGUACCGGUACAUUCUAGACACAGUGGAGGCGGUGUCGCUGGCACCACGUGAGAGCGGCAGCAAUGCCACCCACACCAGCAGUAGCAGCGUUGGCGCGCGCUCCUUGACGGAAUCUUCUCGUGUCACGGUCGGCGAAUCGACUUUGGCCAUUCCUAGAGAAGACGACUACGUUUACUUUGUGUACCUGGUCCGGCGUUACUACAUUGAUAAUGCAGUAGAAGGACAUGUCGUGUUGCGCUGCCACCGCCACCCGAACGCGUCAGAGCUGCUCUUUUCCCACCCACCACCCAAAGAUGAGCAGGAGGUGCUGCGGAACCUCUACAGUCCACGCACCGCGAGGGCGACGCAGAGCAAAGCUGUGUCUGCUGAGACUGAGGAUCAGGCAGCCGCGAUGUCAAAGCAGAAGCUGUCCACAGCUGCCACCAUUGCCCGCCCACGCCCCCCGUCUUCUUACCCACCCAUCGAGGCAUUGUGGCGCUGCGCAGAAAAUGAAGCGUUGCUACGUGUGCUGGUCUUCGGUGAGCUCAACCUGCUCGUGUCGGAGAACCCAUUCGUUCGGUUUCCCAACGCACAGGCAUAUCUGACGCGACCGUCGUCGAGCACCCUCGCGCCUGGCGCAGCAGGGAGCUCUGUGGACGGCGCGGAGGGCUAUGGCGGACAGCAGCUGCAGCCCCGUCGCGGAGGCGGAUACCGUGACGCCGGUAGUGACGGCGGCAUCUCUCUCUCUAGCGUGAUUGCGGAGAAGCGCGGCCACCUUCUUGCGCCUCUCUCUCGCAACGUGGCAAUGAUGAUCGACAGCCGCGCCAACGAUGUUCGUCGCCUCCAGCAGCGCUACGAGCGCGAGGAUGCCGCGGCGUUCCAGAAGAUGCUGCGCGGUGGCGUGCAGGCAGAGGAGAACCCCAGUCUCUACUCUGCCUACUCGGACUGGAGCUACUUCAACCCACGGGCCGUGCGUGCAGAGGAGCGCGAUGCGCUGUCGCGGCAGACUGUUGCGGCCCUCAAGACUUAUGACCAGGCCUCCAGGGAUAUCUAUCGCGUGGGAUUUGAGGAGGCUGAGGCGAACGGUGCCGUUCGCCCUGUGGAAGGGGUGAAUAACGCACCAUCGUACGUGCCCACUCUACCGCACUUCGUGGCACUGGUGAAGAAGGAUCCGUGUGUGUCGUUCCUGGCUCAUGUGGCGCUGCCGGAGGAGUAUAACUCUGCUUCCGCUGCCGCCACGGGAGUCUCAGAGAAGCACCAGCUGGAAAAGCUUGUCGUGCAACUCGCUCGCGCGCUGUAUCGGACGGCGCUUGAAUUUCACAAGCAGUCACUGCGCCGUGUAAACCGGCAGAAGGUGCAAGUGGCUGCAUCGCUGCUGGACCGCUUUGUAGCCGAGCGCUGGCGGGUAUACUGCGUGGCUCACCCGUCGUCAGAGGGCGUGCGCGACAUGGCACAGCGCUUCAGUGCCUAUGUCCCCUUCGAGGGUCGCAUUCUUGACGAGAGCGGAUUCCCGACGGACGCGCGUGUGGAGGACUAUGAACGGUGGAUGGCAGCGCCGUCAGUGUAG
Leishmania braziliensis MHOM/BR/75/M2904 is the source of this 2037-nucleotide messenger RNA. RefSeq lists its product as hypothetical. NCBI's taxonomy places the organism in Eukaryota, Euglenozoa, Kinetoplastea, Trypanosomatida, Trypanosomatidae. The record is from RefSeq and is a predicted model, not a curated record. The transcript has a single exon. Bases 1 to 2037 code for a protein of 678 amino acids.